Messenger RNA from Podarcis muralis (Common wall lizard), 5719 nucleotides. It is a transcript of the gene RECQL5, whose product is annotated as RecQ like helicase 5. The record is from RefSeq and is a predicted model, not a curated record. Gene Ontology annotation, cellular component: nucleus; cytoplasm; chromosome. Gene Ontology annotation, biological process: double-strand break repair via homologous recombination; regulation of DNA-templated transcription. Gene Ontology annotation, molecular function: ATP binding; four-way junction helicase activity; nucleic acid binding. NCBI's taxonomy places the organism in Eukaryota, Metazoa, Chordata, Lepidosauria, Squamata, Lacertidae.
CGCGCGCCGAAUCCGUGCCGCUGCCGGAAACUGCCUGAGCGCGCGGGUGGCGGGUGGGCGGUAAGCGGCGACUCGGAAGGGGCCUGGAGUGUCGUUGGACGAUGUUGUAAAACUAAAACACCCGCCCUGUGGCCCGCCUUCUCUGAGACGGAGGGUGCUGGAGUGCGCGCGAAGUCGAAAGCCGGGCUGAGAGGCUCUCCAUGUAGUCCCCGCUCCCCGCUCUUUCGCCCUCCCGCUUUAUCUGUGGUAGUUCUGGGCAGCUGGACAUUAUUUGGGAAGAAGGAAACGGAAACUGGUCAGGGAAGGCCUUGCAACUCUAGUAAAAUUCAGGAGGAAGAGGGUCGUUAAGAAUCGUAGUGUUCUGGCUACACAGUAAGGGUGGGAGCUGAUUUACCUUUGUGCUUAGGAAUUGUUUCAGUUUCUUUCUCCUGAAAGAGCUGGCAUGUGAGUUGGGUUAAAAGGAUGUAUAAAUGGGAUUGAGGUCAGGCUUCAGAGGAAGUAACAUAACUUUAAAAGCAGCUGUAGGAUUAGUAGGAGCGAAGAAAACCAGCCCAAAAGUGACUCGCAGCAGCUAAUCAGAAGCAGUGUGUUCUGAUAUGAGAGGUAUUUUUGCUUUCAGGUAGCGUCCUCUUCUGCUGCGCCUACAUCUUCGGCUUUUCAGAUGGCGCAGGCAUUUCGAGAACUCUUUCUGUUUUAUUGGAUUAGAGAACAUAGCUGAAUGUAGAUGUUUGUGCCAAAAGGAAAGUGUGGACAUAAUAUCUCCUUUUAAGAUGAGUAACUGCUCUUCCUCAAGACUAGAAGAUAGAGUUCAACGAACUCUGAAAAAAGUGUUUGGAUUUGACACUUUCAAGACUUCAUUGCAGGAAAGUGCAACCAGAACUGUUGUGAAAGGGGAGAAGGAUGUCUUUGUAUGCAUGCCCACUGGCGCAGGGAAAUCCCUGUGCUACCAGCUUCCAGCAGUCCUGGCAACAGGAAUCACUAUUGUCAUUUCACCUUUAAUUUCACUGAUUCAGGACCAAGUGGACCAUUUGCUCUUGCUCAGAGUGAAAGCCAGCUCUCUUAACUCCAAGAUUUCUGCUCAGGAGAAAAAGGCUAUCUUAGCUGACUUGAUGUGUGACAAGCCUCAGAUAAAGCUCCUCUACAUCACACCAGAGAUGGCAGCUUCCUCUUCCUUUCAGCCUACCCUGAAGGUUCUAGUGUCUCGAAACCUCCUUUCCUACCUAAUAGUUGAUGAGGCUCACUGUGUUUCUCAGUGGGGGCACGACUUCCGACCAGACUACCUGAGACUUGGCUCUUUGCGCAGUCAAAUACCCAACACUCCAUGCAUAGCCCUGACGGCCACAGCCACUAAACAGGUCCAAGAUGAUAUUAUUGCAUCGCUUAAGCUAAAGAGGCCUGUUGCCACUUUCAAAACACCUUGCUUCAGGUCCAACCUGUUCUAUGAUGUGCAAUAUAAAGAUACCUUAACGGAUCCGUAUGAAAACCUGAAACAGUUCUGUCUGAAGUGUCUUGGGCAGAAGAAUGACUCCGGGCGCUACUCAGGCUGCGGAAUUGUCUACUGCAGGAAGAGAGAAGUAUGUGAACAAGUGGCUAUUGAACUUAGCUACAGAGGAGUCAACUCCAAGGCAUACCAUGCAGGACUGAAAGUAGCAGAUAGAACAUCGGUUCAGAAUGAAUGGAUGGAGGAGAAGGUUCCAGUUAUUGUUGCUACUAUCAGUUUUGGAAUGGGAGUUGACAAAGCUAAUGUCAGAUUUGUUGCACAUUGGAAUCUUGCACAAUCUAUAGCUGGGUAUUACCAGGAGUCCGGAAGGGCUGGGAGAGAUGGAAAGCCAUCCAGCUGUCGCCUCUAUUACUCGCGGGAUGACAGGGAUCAAAUCAGCUUCCUGAUCAAGAAGGAACUUGCUACGUUGCAGGAAAAGCGAGGCUCCAGAUGGAAAGACUCCAGUAAAGCUAUGUUGAAAGACUUUGAUGCUAUGGUGGCCUUCUCUGAAGAACUGGGUUGUCGUCAUGCCGCUAUAGCCAACUAUUUUGGAGAUGCAGUUCCCCAGUGCAAUAAGUGCUGUGAUUACUGUAAGAAUCCUCAAGUGGUGAAAAAGCACGUAGAGGCACUUGAACACACUGGCAGCGGCUGGAAUAGAACCUGCAUUGGACCCUCUGCUUCUUCUUGGAAUGCCUUUGACCCAGACCUGUACGAAGGAGGCAGAAGAGGCAUGGGUGGCUUCAGCAGAUAUGAUGAAGACAGCGGGAGUGUGGCUGAAACGAAUGAGGACCAUCAGAAAAGGGAAUGGAACAACUUCUAUAAGAGGCAGAUGAGUCUGCGCAAGGGCCAGGAACCUGAAAAAGACAACUUUGUCCCUCCAGAUGCUGAUUGUCCCUUGAAGGAUGCAGCCAGCAGAAAAAUAGCUAAAAUCACAGUGAAGGCUAGAGAACACUGUCUGAACAUGCUGAAAGAAGCACUGAGCAACAACCGGGAAGCAGCUCUAACAAGAGAUGGCUCAGAUGUUCUAGUACAUGCUGUGGAAAUGGAGUAUGAAGCUUUCCAGGCCAGUAAAAUGGCAAACCUGUACAAGGCGACUGUUUUAAAGAAGGUAACCGAAAUUAACAAGGCUUCCAAAGAUGGGGAGCUGUAUUCCACCCUUGGAGUCAAUGGCAGUUCCAAGUUGAAGACUGAACCAGUGGCAACAGCUGAUGAUGGCUUCAUCCCCGCAUCCAAGGUGAAUACGUUCAAACCCAAGAGGGUGGGGAUUGGAUUUCGGAAGUCAUCUGAUGUAUUCCAGUCUGCUUCAGAAGUUCUGGCUGCCAAGGGAGAUGAUGGAGUUAAGCCUCUGAAGGAGGACAUUAACCAGAAGGGAAGCCACCACUGUGACCCUGAGCCUAUGGACAUUAAUGGCACACUUGAGAGACAGGCAAAAGUGGCUGAAGAAGUUUGCCAAAAUGCCGAGGAGGUUCCUGAGAAGAAGGGGCAGCAAAGCACCCCUGAUGCUAUAGCCUCCUUGGGAGUUAGUCCCACCAAGAAGGGCAAACCCAGUAAGAAACAGCUGCUGUUGGCAGAAGCAGCUAGGAAAGACUCUCAGAAGAUAUCGAAAUUCUUCUCCAUCCCCAAAGCAGGGUCCUUGGCGUCAGUGCUUGAUUUGGCAGAAGAGAACAACUGCUACCAUGAUGAACUACCUCAGUUUCCUUCCCAAAGAACAUGUGACGAGAAAGCAGAAUCUCAGGAAACUGAAAUGGUCUCCAAAGAAGAACAAGCUAGCAGAUCCCAUGUAGAAGAGGAAGAAUCAGAAAAAGCAGCAGAAGGUCUGACCCUUAGAAUUCCUAGCUCAGGAACAGAAUCCUCAUGUUCAGGAACAACCUUUGGAAAACCGAGAGUUAAGCCUCUCAUUGAAGAUGGAAUGACAAACAGUUGUCGAAACCAUAAUGGAAAGAGACCAGGGUCAGCUGAGGAUCUGGAAAGCCCUUCUGGAAAGAGGCUACGGAUGAUGACCAAGUCUUCCAUCACAUUGCAAUCAGAGGGGAAAGCUGAUGGGCUGAUGAAAAAGAAAGUCACGUUUGAUCCCAAUUUGUCGCAGGUUGAUAAAGAAGGAACAACCAGAAUCAUCCAGCCAACUACAAAGGCAUUGUCACUUAAGGAAACGGCAGACAUUGUUGUAAAAUACUUGACCCCUUUUUACAAAGGUGGCAAAUUUGCUUCCAAGGAUUUGUUUAAAGGGUUUGCCCGGCACCUCUCUCACUUACUGGCUGCAGACAAGAGUCCUCUCCGUAAGACAGUAAAAGAAGAAGCACAGAGACUGAUCAAGGAAUUUUUCAAAACCCGUGACAAGUGUGAAAAUGAGACAGACUGGCAGGAGCUAACCAGCUUGGAAACAUGACACCUGAAAGGCACUGGUUUUCUCUGCUUCCUGUGGCUGCUGGACCCCAAGCACUUAAAGGAAUCAUCGUAGCUAUGGGAGUGGGGUGGUGGUGGACCCAGUUAAGCACUGGCCUGGGGGAAAGGCCUUUGAGAUGUUAUCCUAGCUAGGUAAAGUCUGUUGUGCAGAUGGAGUCACCAAUUUUAAGUUACAAGGCUGCCCUGUGAUACAGUCAACUUUGCUUGUUUUAGACAUACCACGAGACUGUAAUUGAUUCUUUUGCUGACUAGGAAUCUUGCUGCUACCCAAGAUUUCCCGCCUCAACCCCCAGUCCGUUACUAUGUUUUUUUAAUUAGCAGCAGCAACAUCACUCAGAGUUGUCAUGGAAUACAUUUGCUUUGAAGAAGGCUUUCUCGUUUUGAUACAGUGGGAGGGAGUCUGGCAGAGCUGCUUUGCCCAGGUCCCUUUUGAUUUGUGUUGUUUGUGCUGAAAAGUGUCUCCUUGCACUAGAGUUAUUAUUUUUUAAACUGUGCAUAUUGCAAUAAGAAUGAGAAGUGCUGCCAGGGACAACUCUCUCUGUCAGAAAGUAAAUUUAGGGCCUAACUAAAGGUUGCAUGAAAUCAAUCUACAGUAUAAUAAAAUCCAGAAAGCUACCUCUUUAAACAGAGAGCAGCUGCUAUGGGAAGCGGGUGAUUUUGUAACGCCAGGCAGGGCAGGGGAGGUUAUUGGUGCCAGUUCCUGUCAGCUGUGUUAUCCCAAAUGACUCCACUCUCACAUGAGGUUAUGAAAUACAUGUUUGCCAACUUCUAUGCUCCCCAUGGGCAUCAGAGUUGUGUUACAUACAAAUGCAUGUAACAUGUAGUCAGACACUAAUAUAAUUUUAUUUUUCAGGAGAGAACAGUCUUCUUCAAGGCUUGAGGGCAUGUCCUUGCUUACAUAAAUUGAAGAGUUUUAUAUUUUGUGAAACCUCAGGAAUAAAUAGAGGCCAUGGGGCGACCCUUCCCUCCCCGCCAAAUUCUAUUUGGUGGUUACUAGUGUUUAUAUUCUGUUUUGUGUUUGCAGUAAACAGUUGUAUCCAGGAGCACCUCCUUCUGAUGAAAAGGCCUAAUACGUAUUUCAGGAAAGUUGUUGCCAUUGCAAUGUAUAAUUGCAUUUUUCUUUGUGCAUAUGGAAUAAGUCUAAAGAAAUCAGAGACCUUUGCAAACAGCUUAUUACUGACAUGUGAUUCCAGGUAGGUUCACAUUAGGGCUGCUUCACAAGCUCUGUGAUGACAGGUGCGUUUGAUGCACGGUAAGGAGUCCUGGACAUUUGCGCCUGCAGAAAACAUGAGUGUGUUGCAUGUGCAGAACUAUGUUUUUCAGGUGUAUAUGCAAAAUACUUUACAGGUUAUAAUAUGAGAUGUAGCCAUUUGUAUUAGCCACUUUGUAUUGUCCAUCAGGAUGUUAAAAGAACCAGCCUUCCAAAUAUCACAGUUGACUGGCAGGUGGUCUGCACAGCAGAGUCUUUGGUAUGAGGGCUGUGCAAGUAUUCACUUAAAGCCAUAUUGCUGCAUUGUGCCUCUCAUGUCAUCUUAUCAGACUACUGUGACAAAACUGCCCAGGGGUUUUAGCAGGAAGAUGCUGCUUUAUUUAUGUAUAGUUCAAGUUCGACAUAGACUGUAGAUUCCCUGCUGGGAUUAUGGUUUUUUUACAAUUGUAUUUUCUUCUUCUGUGCCUUAGAGAAGCAUUAACCUUUUCCUUUAGUGGAAACUCCCUAGACAAAGGUGGGCCUGGCAGAGGGACCCCCUUCUUAAUAGCUUGCACUUGGGAGCUAGGGGUUUGUUACUUUAAAAGGUUCAUGGUGAGCUGCUAAUAAAAUGAAUGUUAAAGAGCUUA